AAAACUGUUUUUGCUAUCCAUCAAAAGCAUUUAUUUCCUUACCAAAAACUUGACCACACUCCUUCAUUCUCUAGAAAGAAAUUUGGUGAUAAGUCAAUUUCAUUAAACCCGUACCCUUUUUAUUUAACAAACUUAUAUCUACCCUAUCUUGAUAUUGUUUUCAUAUUCGACAAGGUGUUAGUUGAAAGGUAGAUUUCAAGUAAUUUAAAAUUUGCUCUGGAUGGCCUACAGAUCUUAGCCCAAGAUUUUUUGCUGGAAACUUGACCAAUAUUGUCCGUGAAACUAAUCAUUUGGUUUUCAUUUCUCGAAAUGAUCCCGAAAAUUGCUGAACUACAGGGACUUGACGACUCUCCUUUUUAGUGGCUAAACAACUUAUCUUACAUAACGAUGCCCCUAACUCCCUAAAUAUCCUAAAUUCCAUUCUCAUACCGUUCUCUCUCUGGCAUAUUUGGUUAUCUUGAUGCUAUUGUUUUUCACUCAACAGUAAAACCGCUUUCUUCCUCUCAUAUCCUCAACAUGGCGGCCGAAUUCUUCCAUAUUGCUAUCUUACCACCAUCCUCGCAUAAACAUAUCCCCAUACAACUUCAAUGGCAACCCUCUAGCAAUACUCCUUUCAAACUAAACACUGACGGAUCAGCCCACUGAGAUACCGGCCAGGGAGGGAAUGGCUGUGUCAUACGUAACUCCUUCAGAAACUGGCUUAUCGGCUUUUCAGGACAUUAUUUCUCGCAUGGGAGUGUUGAAUCUGAACUACGUGCGGUAUAUGCAAUUGGCAUAUAUUCAUGGAUAUAAACCUAACGAAGUUUUUGCUCGGGCAGCUGGAUGAUCCUGUCAUACUUUAUAUAUACAGGGAGCAAAAUCAAGUAGCUGAUAUACUAGCGAAGAAUGGAUGUCAUAUGGAUAACACUGCAGGUAUCACUGUUUUUGCACAACCACCGUCUUUUGUACAACUAGCUCUGGAGGAAGAUCGCUCAGGCAUACUUUUUGUUAGAAGGGUUGCACCAUCAGCUCUACAACACGCAACUUGUCCACAAGCUCCUCUUAGACAACCUGUUUGUAAUUUCAGAAAUAUGGAUGUUACUAGUAGUAGUAAUUUCCCUAGAUCCCCCCUGUAACGAUCCACUACUUGGUAGUCCCCUUACACUACUAGAAAUCUGGUAAAUACCGACCAAAAAAACCGACCAACUUUUGUUGGUUAUGUCUAAUUAUAGACUAAAACGCGACCAAAUACGAUUGGAUGGUAUUUUUGAUGGUCGUUUUAAUAUACUGACCAAAGUUGAUCGGAAAUUACCGACCAACGUUGGUCGGUCAAUUAAAUUCAAAAAAAAAUAUUGCACAAAAAAUCGACCAAAGUUGGUCGGUAUUUUAAUUAUAUAAUCAAAAGAUUCACCAUCUAGGAAUCGAACCGGGGUGUGUACUGUGGCAGAAUACUAUUCUACCACUAGACCGUUGGUGCAUUUUGUUUUAAGAUUGUCUUAUUUUUUA
Messenger RNA from Nicotiana tabacum (common tobacco), 1485 nucleotides. The record is from RefSeq and is a predicted model, not a curated record. NCBI's taxonomy places the organism in Eukaryota, Viridiplantae, Streptophyta, Magnoliopsida, Solanales, Solanaceae.